Molecule: messenger RNA, 1277 nt
Organism: Megalopta genalis
Lineage: Eukaryota; Metazoa; Arthropoda; Insecta; Hymenoptera; Halictidae
Source: RefSeq, a predicted model, not a curated record
UCCUCGUCUAUGGUUGAUGCAACUGUAAGACAAUACAGUGAAUCAGUUUGAAUUUUAACCUAAAAUGUAAGUAAAUAGUGAUACGUUCUUUUUAUUUUCUUCAACAUUAAUCGUUAUUAGUGCCUGUGAAAGUUGGUAAGUAAUAAGAAGUUGUGAAACGAACAAUCAAGGAGUUGGACAAAAAUUAGAAAUAUUCAUAAAUUUUAUAAUAUACGUCAGAAAUUUUUGUCCGGUGUAACGCAGGAUUUCUGUGAAUACACUUUCGAAGUUAGAUUGCAAAGAAUAUAAACAGUUUUUCAAGAAAUAUCAUAAAUAAAAACUAAACUUCCUUUAAAGGAAAUUUGUGCAGUUUAAGCUACACAAAAUGCAAAAGGUUAAAGUUUCAUUUUUUAUGAAACAAUCGAUACCUAUUUAGAUAAUAUGUUGCACAAUAAAGUGGUGAGCAAACUUUGCAUUAGAUGUAAAAAUGGCUGAUAUUGUUUAUAAUUUUAUGAAAGUACAAAACAGGCCUUAUAGUGUCAACGACAUUGUGUCUAAUCUACACAAUGAAUAUGGUAAAAAUUCUGUGCAAAAAGCUAUAGACAAAUUAGUAGCUGAAGGGAAGAUAUUUGAAAAAGUCUAUGGGAAACAGAAGGUUUAUUGUCCAGUUCAGGAUUCGAAUUUGGAAGUGCACGAAUUGAUGAGAAUAGAUAAAGAACUGCAGUCGCACGCCAAUGAAGUUGAGAGCAAGUAUCAGGAAUUAGAGAAAGAAAUUAAAGUUCAGGAAGCCUUAUUGAUAUCUAUCAAAUCUAGUAUUACGAUCGAAGAAGCUAACAGACAGAGAAACGAGCUCAGAGAAAGUAUUGCGGUGUUAACGAAUAAAUUAGAUGCAUUGAUGGCAUCGAGCGGUACCGAAGAUUUGGCCGAAUCUAGGAGGAAAGCGGAGAGAGCGCUGAACGAGUAUUCACGCGAGUACAAUAAACGAAAACGUUUAUGUACCGAAAUUAUCGAUUGUAUAUUGGAAAACUAUCCUGGUAGCAAAACUGAGUUGUACGAGGAGAUAGGUAUAGAACCAAAAGUUAUUCAGUGAAGAUCUGUAUAUUUAAUAUACUUUUAUAUCAUUGCAUCUAAUCUAUGUAUAUUUUUGUAUUUAAUGUAGGCACUUGUAUAAGUUAACAGACAAUGCUCUCUCUCUGUAUAUUAAAAUAUUUGUUAAUAAAUAAUUGUAUUACCUGAAACGGUAACGUAAGUUUAGCGUAAGUUAAUUAAUAAAAAUAUUUGUAACAUGUAAUAUUUUA